Molecule: messenger RNA, 3067 nt
Organism: Acyrthosiphon pisum (pea aphid)
Lineage: Eukaryota; Metazoa; Arthropoda; Insecta; Hemiptera; Aphididae
Product: putative RNA-binding protein 46
Exons: 7
Coding region: 1250-2458 (402 amino acids)
Molecular function (GO): RNA binding
Source: RefSeq, a predicted model, not a curated record
AAAUCUAAUAUCCAAUUCUAUUGAGUAUUAUAAUUGUUGACUGUUAAUUGUUAAGCUCAACAAGACACGUAAAUAUCGGGGGAUUAGAAUACACUUCAUAGUUUUCUAUAAAAUUGAAUAGUUACGUUUGUACAGACAGUAGACGCCCAUUUUAAACUGUUCCAAGUACGCGCAAAUGCUAAACAGUCCCUAAUAAUUGUGCCCACCGCAUUCGAUGUGUCUUGUACGACUCAAGAGGAAAGCACAAAAUAUGCGCAUUCUAAAAAAUAAUAUUUGCUUAUUUAAUUCGAAUUGUCGUUUGGUAUUGACUAAUGACUGUUGUAGUAAACAAAAACCAAUAAGUGAUUUAACGCGGCGAUACAAUAAUACCCUACGUCCCUACUCCUAGUGAUGUGGACAUGGUCUGAGACAAAACAAAGUGUCAAACAUACGUAUUUUAUUUUACAAUUUAAAUAAAUACAAAUUAUCUUUCGUUGAGGAUAGUAGAGGAUAAUGAUCUAAUCGACCAUCCCCCGGCGUGCCUACCUACAGUAACCAUAAAACGAUUGUCGGUCGUGCGUGUUUUACUGAAAACGACAGCAAAAACAGUAUUAUAUUAUACGGCGUAAUAUAAUAUCGUAUUAAUCAUAAUAAUAAUAUUAUUAAUAUACUCAAAACGUGUAUAAAACGGGCGUCGAUGUAUAUUACAAUAUUAUUCAAUUAAUUGUUGUUGUCGUCGGUUCGUGGAAAACCGACUUCGGUCUAUGACAACCACCGCCGCCGCCGCCGUCACCGCCACCGACGAAAACAAAAACGGCGUAUAGGAUCGCGCGUGCCGAGUCCGAGUGCCAACCGCCGCACAGAGUUUCCGUUUGAUUAUUAUUCAUUACUCCUUCGACCAUCACGCUCUGUAGUAGCCCAUGCCCCAUUGUCGAUCACUGUUCAAUUGCAAGUCGGCGACGGUGCCAGUGAGGUCUUCUUUGCAACACGUUCUUUCAGUAGUUCCUUCAGUCUCCUUCGAGGGUUUCCGAAACGUUUAUAUGUACAUAGUUGUUAUUAGUUUGUACUUUUAAUUAUAAUCGUCUAAUAAGUAAUAGGUACUUCAAUAUCGUACAAGAAGAGAACUGACACAGAUUUAUUAUUUUACUACAUUUCGAUCACCACUGUAUCCAUUCAAAGGACAUUGUAAUAUUAUCUGUUCGAUCCGUUGGAAUUUUUCUGGACCACAAGGGUUUGGUCUAUUUGGAAAUUGUAAAAUUUCUAAAAGAAAAUGGAAAUGUAUUGUGCACCUCAAAACAAUGUUUUAUACUGCGACUACUACACGCCUACACCUAUACCCCGAUAUCCAUCACCAUAUUCCCAAUCGUCAUAUAUGUCCAGUACAUCAAGUUAUUCGCAAUCAUCAUUUUCACCGAUGUCAUCGCCUUACACUCCACCAUCUCAGACUUCUGAGUCAUUUACAAAGGGAAAUGAUAAUGUAUUCAAAUUUCCUUCAAUAAUUCAAGACCAAUAUAUACCUACACGUGAAGAUUUGAUAUGCGCUGCUAUAGCUAGAGCAAAAAAUUUAAUUGAAAUAGAAGAAAUUGGUCAGCGUUUGAUUUCAGUUGAUAAAAGACACGUUAUUCAAAAUAACGGUCAAAAAACAUUAUUGUCAACAAUUAAACAAGAACCAAAACGUGGUAGUGAGCUAUAUGUUGCAUUACCAAAAGCUUGUUUGGAAGGAUUUCUCUAUGCUAUUUUUUCACAGUUUGGAACUGUUCAUCAAAUCCGAUUAAUGAUGCAUUUCUCUGGUUCAAAUCGUGGAUAUGGUUAUGUAAUGAUGAGGAGCCCUAUGGAAGCAGAGAUGGCGCUGGCUAAACUGAACGAGCUCACUCUUCCUGGUAUCAGAGGUCACUUAUUAGUGAGCAUGUCAACUGAUAAUAGAACAUUAUUUGCCAGAAACAUACCCAUGGAUUUAUCUGAAGAACAAUUGCAAACAGAAUUUGAAAAACGUGUAGAAGGCGUAAAAAAAGUGCGAGUUUUUAAUAACACGGAUGAUCCUAGCAAAAAUAGAGAGUUUUGUUUUGUAAUAUUCAAAGAUCAUAGAAGUGCGGCUUUAGCUCGCCGCUCGAUGGCAGAAAGUCCUUUUUUUAUAAAUGGAGUUUCAAUUAAAAUUCAAUGGGCAGAAUCUGAACCAGUUUUUCGACACUCUGUUUUGAUGAGAAUGAAACAACUACAUAUUAGGAACAUGAAUGUCCAUAAAACAGAAGAAGAUAUAUGGAAAAUUUUGUGUGAACAUGUUACACCAAAUAAUAUUGUGUUUAUUAAGAAAAAUAAUACAUGUGCUAGAAUAAAAUUCAUUCGUCACGAAUAUGCAGAUAUUGUACGGAAAAAUCUUGAUGGUAAACGAGUUCAUGGAAUUAAUUGGAUAGUGAUGUGGGACAAAAUAGAAGGAGCAAAAUAUGAAUGUGAAGGAUAUUUUAAGCAUUUAAGUAUAUAACCUUUAUAAUAAUUAUUUAUACUAUAUCUUGUUAAUUCAUUUGUUAAUCCAAAAUUAUUCAAUCAAUACUGCAUAAAUCGCUAAAUACUCAUAGUUAAAUUUCUAGUUUCCAAAAUUUUUACUUUUUAAUUUAAUAACUGAAUUACUUACCGACAUCUACAUUAUUUAAAAAUACUGGUUCCACAAUUAUGACACAGUCAACCACUUUGUUUUCAAUUGCAUUUCUGAUAUGGAUUCCUUUAUUCCCAUUAACACUAUGGCCUUGGAUACUACAAGAUACCAUAAACUUGACAUAUGAUUCUUGUUCAGUGUAGUAUUGAGUUAAAUAAUCAAAUGCUUUAUCAACCUAUAAUAAGAUUAUAAUUAACAGUAAUCUAUAAUAUUGCUUAUAUUAUUUUUAAUUUAUACAAUGUAUAUAUCUUAAACAAAUUAAAUUAAAAACAUUAAACAGAAGUGUAUCUUAAUGUAAAUUAUUAGUUGUGAAUAAGUGUUAAUUUUAAGUUAUGAAAAUUAUAUUUUUAUAAACAGUAUUAAUAUUAGUAUUUCUGAAGAUGGUUUUUUGUAUAAAGUUUCUUUUAAACAGUGCUACUGAAUAAAAAUAAUUUUAAA